CUCCUUUCCUCCUCUCACCCCCGACACUCAGAGGAGCUGGGAAAGCGAAAUAGAAGUGAAAGAGGAGCUGGUGGAUCAACAGGCAGUUGAAAAAAUGAGCGUCUCUCUGUUUGGCAAACUCAGAGCAGAAUGGGGUUGACUCUUGUUUUUCAGUCAAGGCGACUUUCUGUCAUCUGGAUGUUCUUCAGGAAACCUCUACUGGUGAUAUACUAAACAUGGCAGGUCUCCAAGCACAGAGCCAAGCGGAGCUGUGUGAAGAGGAUUAUCAACAAGAUCCAAAAAUGAAGAAACUUUCUGCCUGAUAGAGGAAAAGAAAUAUAAAUCCAACAAUCAUGAAUCCACAAUCUCUGGACCUUUCCAUCCAGAGUGCCCUGUCGGCCCUCUUCCCACCUUUUGAGGCUACGGCACCGAUCGUCCUCAGCCAGUUAUUUCGCACCAUCGAUGAACGUUACCAAGGCGAUGCUUUGCAAUGCCUGUUGGACUUCCUUAUCCCCUCCAAACACUUACUGGAGUCGGUGCAGCAGGCUGCAUGUUCUGGUUACUCUGAUGUGGUUUUCCGCUGCGAGGGCUGGCCUCUUUGUCUCCAUGACAAAACCGUCAUCCAGUUAGCCUCUGUGAACCCUUUGCUGUUGCGUCCUGGAGACUUUUAUCUCCAGGUGGAACCCUUUGGGGACCAAGCUGCACGGAUCGUCCUGAAAAGCCUUCUGGAGGAGGAGUGUCGAGAAGUUGAGGAGACCCCGAUCCCUGAGACGUCCUACCCCUGCCUCUUCACUGAGGAGUGGCUGCAGGAUAUCAACGAAGGACGCCAGGGGACUCCUCUAUCUCGUUGUCUUCUUUGCACAGACCAGGGUGUAAUCAAGUUGCCGUGGGCUGAAAUUGCUGUCCCUGAGUUUUUGGACAGGCCUAAGACUAAGUCCACCUGUAGGGAAACAGCACCUCAGUCAAAGAAGGCCUCCGCUUCUUCCCACUUCAACUCGUCCACCCUCCCAGUGGAAGCGGUUAUUCCUCCGCAAGAAUACAGGAUGUCAGCAUCCCUGAGACCUGCACACACAUCUUCCAAACUCAUCAAAAUGGACCGUGAAAGACAGUCCUCCAGAUCAGGGUCUAAACCACUAAACAAGCCAGUGGGUUGGGUUUCUCCCAACACCUGGGAGAGUCUUACCCAUCAGGAGAUGGAGGGGGAUUAUGUGGACCUGGUGGACCUUGCUAAAGGGAGGGAGUUUGUGGAUAAAGAAAUCCAACCUAAUUUAGUUUUGCCCAAGCCCGUGAGACCACCCCCACCCAUCCCACCUGGAAAAAACAGUCCCUGUGGACAAACCUGUGAAGAUGCAUGCAAGCCGUGCAGCCAAAAACAGCUUGAUCAAGAGUUAAUUGAUCUGGACUUAAAAUGUAGAUUCAGAGACUCGUAUGUAGCAGCAAUUAAAAACCCAGUUCCCUUUGAGAGGGGGGGGAUCAAACUGCUAGAUGCUUUGGAGGAGGUUGGACUGAGUGAAGAGGGUGUUGUAAGAUCUGGAGGGCCAUUUGAGGCUCAAAAAGAUCAUCAAGGUAACUUCUUUAACCACUGCAAAGAAACUGUGAAAAGCAAUGAUUCCUUGGAGAACGUUGGAUUUCACCGUCCAUCUAGCUAUGAAUCAGUAAACCUAACAAAGGAAUCUGAUGUGAUCUUGAAACCCUUCGCUGGAUUGAGCCACAGCGACACAAAACUAAUUUCUCACCAGUUAGAACACGGUCUUUGCAAGCAUCCUGGAUCAGAUGUGUCCAUGGCAACACCUGAGGGUGGUUUGAAGCUACGGCAGAAAGAGGAAGUUGUAAAACCAUCAGGAAAACAUAAAGUUAAAGUAAGAUCUUUGUCUGCCUUGUCAGACACCCCUACAGGGAGCCCUGCUCUGUACAAAAUCAACAACAGAAGCAACAGUGAUGUUUGCCCUGAAACAGUAACCAGCAUAAUACAGCAGGAAAAAAGUGCAUUAGGAGAUCAAGAGGCUGCAAAGAUGGAAAGAUUAAAGUGCUGGAAGAAAGAUUCAGAUUCAAGCCGAGUGGAGCUUCCAUUUAGCUUAAAUGGCCUGGGCUCAAAAAUUCUCAGUGGAAAGGUGGAAAAACAAUCUUCUGCAACAAGUCUUGACUGUCAGCAGGGCUUACAAACAGAAGAAACAUUCAGGAAGAUCAGCAGUCUCCUGGAAAUGGGCAUUAUUUGUUUACCAGGCAGCAGGGACAGGAACGGCAGGGCGGUGGUCGAGGUCCAUGGCGACAGGAAGGAGUGGAUGACCCCUCUUGUGUCUGCAGAGAGCAUUUGUGAAUUGCUGCUCUACUUACACUCCAUACCGAGGAAAGACGUCCGAGAGCUUGGAAUGACUCUGGUGAUUAAUGGCAGGAAGAAGCUUCCUCCGCUUCACCUCUACAAGGCACUACUAAUGGCACAGGAGCAAGCUCUCCACGCUGUCCACUGCAUUAUCAUAUUGAUCGACAAGGAUAGUUGUCCGCGGCCAGAGAAGCAGCCGGGUCUGCAGAUGGAUAUUGUUUCAUCGAUAAGAGCCCUCAACAAGACAGUGGAAGCUCCACAGCUAACAGCUGAGCUGGGAGGGACGUUUACUUACAAUCACAAGGACUGGAUGCAGUUCCAUCAGAAGCUUGUGCCUUUCAUGUCCAACCUGCGAGGAGCCAACAGCUUGUUGCAAAAGGCCAUCAAGAAAGUGGACAGCAGGAAACAGAUGGACUCUGCCCAGGAAGUUCAAGACAGCAUUCAGGAACAAAGAGUUCUAAUGAAGGAGGUUCUGGAAGAUACAAGACUGGUCACUCUGCAGAAGGAGGGAGGAACGUUACUGGCAAGGAUGAAGAAAGAGGAAUUCAGAUUUCCACAGUCUGAGGACUAUAGAGAUGCUUUGGAGUUAGCGACAAGUCUUUACAACCAAGUGGAGGAGAAGCUCCACAUGUUGGUGAUGAGAUCAAAUGAGUCACUGCAGCACCUGGAAGUCCUUCUUAAGCACAGAGAGCUGGAGGCCAAAAUUAUCUUGGAGGGAUUGUGGUUCAGCACAGAGGGAGAGCAGAUUCUCAAGAACUCUUAUGCAACAGAUGACACACUGGUGGGCAGGGAAAAGGCCUUGCAAGACUUUAAUCUGUUUCUACAUGAAUUUAAGGAUAAAGAGCAGCAUGCCAUGAGACUGGUCACAGAAGCAGCAGAGAUUGUUGGCAUCGGAAACUCAAGUCCUGCUGCUGAGAUUUUCCGGACCCUCGUUGGCACUUUCAAAUCUAAUGUAGAAGACUUCAGGUUGCGGGCAGAACAAAGGCAGAAAGACCUGGUUUCGAUGGUCCAUGUGUACAGAUUUUGUGAACAGGCAACAGCCUGGGCCAAAGAAUGCAGUAAAUUUCUGAUGCAGGUAGAAGAGGGUUGUUGUUCUGCUCAGGCUCUAAACACACUCCAAAUGCACAAGGAGAGAUUAGCUGGUGAGUUUUCUGCCCAGCAGUUCCAGGCUCUGAGAGUGAAGGCGUCCGCCAUGGGAGCAGAGGCCUCUGGGAUGCUGAGAGUAUGGAAUGCAGCCUGGGUUCAGAGCGAAGAAGUCAAGCAGCGCUUUGAGGAGUUCCAGAAAAAGUAUAAAGGAGUAGAUAAGAACCAGGCCCAGUCGACCACAGCUGCAAACACUCCAGGGGAGCACGAAGAAAUGGAGAGGGAGGGGAAAAGAAAUGAGCUGGGCGAAGCUAAGAGCUCACAGAGCUCUCACGCAGAGGGAGUCUGUGCUGCAAAUUGUCAAACAAACAUCAGCUCUGACUCUGAUUUUAAAAUUGAGAAAGACUCUCCUGAAACACAAUCUAAAAACUCAAACAAUACUCCUGUUUUGGCACCAACAGAAAGCAAAAGCAAGCCAAAAGAGCACCACAGGGUGGCAGAUUUGAGCGGAAAAGUCUCUGAAAAAAAGGAGGAUUUUCUUUCAAGGCAAACUUUGGGUCGGUCUCUGAGCGAGGGCUCACAUGAGAUGAGCAUCUCUGGCUUUUUGCCUCUAAGUCACAAACACUGUCAUAGCAGGAAACACUCCCUGGAUCAAAAUCUGCAGCCCACCCAAAAGCUGCACAUUUUCCAUCACGAGGACUCACAGACCGAGAACCUGAGCUGCGAAGAGAAAGAAAACUGUAAUCAUGGGGAGGGAAAAGACAGCACCAUCUCCACCCUGAGCCCUGAGGACUUAAAAACUGCAGAGACAUUACUCACUCCAGCAGAAAACAGUGACAGCAAAACUUUGAAAGUCCGGAAGAUUCUUGAGGAACUGCUGUCCACUGAGCGGGAGUAUGUCAGAGCUCUGGGAUAUGUCCGAGAGCACUACUUCCCAGAGCUGGAGAGAGCAGACGUCCCCCAGGACCUCCGGGGCCAGAGGGGCAGCAUUUUUGGGAACUUGGAAAAACUCCACGACUUUCACCGUCACUAUUUCUUGGAUGAGCUGGAGAGCUGCGUGAAGGAACCCUUCAGAGUGGGACGCUGCUUUUUACGUCAUAGAGAGAGUUUUGCUUUGUAUGCCCUUUACAGCAAAAAUAAACCCCAGUCGGACCAUCUUCUUAGCAGUCAUGGAAAAACCUUCUUUAAGCAAAAGCAGCUGCAGCUGGGGGAUAAAAUGGACUUAUGGUCCUACUUGCUGAAGCCUGUGCAGCGCAUCAGUAAGUACAGUUUGCUGCUGCAGGACGUGAUGCAGGAGUGUGGACCGGAUCAGACCAGAGAGGUCACCGAGAUCAAGGCAGCUCUGGAAGUCAUCCACUUCCAGCUUCGCCAUGGCAACAACCUGCUGGCCAUGGACGCUAUUCGCCAGUGUGAUGUGAAUCUGAAAGAACAGGGUCAGCUGAUACGCCAGGAUGAAUUCAUGGUAACAUUCAGGAAGAAGAAAUGUCUGCGACACAUUUUCCUCUUUCAAGACCUCAUUCUCUUCAGCAAGACAAAAAAGACGGACGUGGGAAAUGACACAUAUGUCUACAAACAGUCCUUUAAGACAUCUGAUAUCGGAAUGACGCAGAACAGUGGGGACAGCGGCUUGUGUUUUGAGAUCUGGUUCAGAAAGAGGAAAAGCCAGGACACAUACACACUGCAAGCUGCUAGUCGGGAAGUGAAAGAGGCCUGGACCAAAGACCUGGAGCGGAUCCUGUGGGAGCAGGCCAUACACAACAGGGAGGUCCGUAUGCAGGAGAGAGUGUUCCUGGGUAUUGGAAACAAGCCUUUUAUGGACAUCCAGCCCAGUGAAGCAGCUAUCAGUGACAGGGCCAUCAACUACGUCUUAGUAGGGAGAGAUACCAAAGUACCGUCCACUAUAGGGUCGUGCGGUUCACAGGGCGGGCUUUUGGAGGGACGUCCAAAAUCUGUUGGUUCAGGCAGCACUUCUUCUUCCUCCUCUUCCUCUGGACGGGGUUCCAUGUCCUCUGUUGGAUUUGCUGGGGGCCCAAAGCGAAGGGCGGUCUCAGGAGGACCUGUGGGAUACAUAUCUGCAUCUGGAGCUCUGGAAGAGGACGAUACAGAUCCUGAUUGUGGAAAUCAGAACUUAUUAUUGGACAGCUCUGAGUCGUCUGGGGAGAGCGUGAGUGGUUUCAGCAGUUGCAGUCACAGCUGCCGCUCUGCUGCAGGAGAAGCAGAGGAAAACUCUUCUGUCUGUGCCUCCAUCAUUACUAUGAAAGAGGUCGGGGCUUCUCAAGGAUCCGCCGUCAAAAACUCACCGGCAGAAGCAACCAAGGUGAAACUCAGACAGCAACAUCAGAACAAGGAGGUUCAAAGCACAAAUGCUGUGAAGUCCACAGAGGUCUGACCUGUGAGAUAUGGUACAGUACAAAGGAUCAAAAACCGAUUGAAGCUCAUCCAUCCAGAAGAAGCAGCGUUUCUGCUGCGUUACGUGUGUAUCAAAGUCAGAUCCAGGAGAUCACAUCAAGUUCGAAGUCAGAAAAGCAAAGAGAACUGCAAGUUGUCCUCAGUGAUCAAACUAAAUGCUAUUGAUAAAAAACUUAUUUCUCUGUAUUUUUGUUACUCAAGCACUGACGGAACACAUUUUAAAAUUCAUGUACCGGUAUAUCCCAUUGGUUCAAGAGAUACAGGCGAUUAGGUGCAAAUUAUUCAUUUAUUACUGCAGCUUUUAUUAUCUGUAAUGAAUGUAGCAGCCAUUUUGUAUUUGGUGUCUGUGUUGGUCGAGCAGCCAUAAGUAUUUGACUUAAAAGUUUAACUUUAGGUAAGAUUCCAGUUGUUUUUUAUUGUGCUGGAAGCCUGGAAAUUCUGGCUUCCUGGUCCAGCUGGAGCUCACUGUUGUUUCCAGCUGCUUUUAUAUUGUGUUUGUAAAUAGGUUUUUUGUUCUAUGUUUUUUACUUCAACACUAAAGCAAUCACUUAGAAAUGUGCCUAAACCAAUGAGGGUGAUAAUACAUAUUCAAAGCAUUGCUUUACAUGCAGUAAACCAUCCUGUUUUCUGGUUGCUCUAAAAGUUUUUUUUUUUUUUUUCCAGGUAUAGAUCAUAAAAAUAUUACAGUCUGGUCAUCAUAAUGCAGUGCUGAAAGUAAUUGCACAGUUGUUUAAAACAAGUAAUAGAAAUAUUUGAUAUUUAUGUCAUUAAAAUUAAAAUAUUAGCUGUUUAACACUUCAUAAUUGCAAAAUUUGUUUUUUUUGUUUCAUGCUUUUAUAAACUGCAUUACUUGUAGGUAGUAAAUAAUGAGAAACCUGCUGGCUUUUUGUAUCACAAACAAAUACUCACACAAUGUUUGUUUUUUUCAUUUUAUGUUUUUGUAAUAAAGUUAACAAGUUUACCUUAACUGAGCCUUUGUUUCUACCCUUAAAUAUGGAUUGAUCAGUUGAAGUGUAAUGAGAUCUUACAACAUUACACAGCAAAGCUUUCUCCUUUGUUUAGUAUUCUCUUAAGUUUCUCUUCCACACUGGCUUAAUGUGAUGAAAUAAUUCUAACCUACUGUUGCUCUCACUGUGAUUUAUUCCAAUUUAAAAGCUUUUACAAUCUAUUUGUAGUCCUUUACAGAAUAUAUAUUUAUAUAAAUGUAUGAGGGAUUGCAUUCGAGUCGAUGAGUCGAUGCAAUCAACUGGUUUUCCUCAGAGAGAAAACUUUUAAUCAGUUUGACUGUAUGAUCUGG
Cyprinodon variegatus (sheepshead minnow) is the source of this 7088-nucleotide messenger RNA. RefSeq lists its product as uncharacterized. The transcript has 24 exons. NCBI's taxonomy places the organism in Eukaryota, Metazoa, Chordata, Actinopteri, Cyprinodontiformes, Cyprinodontidae. The record is from RefSeq and is a predicted model, not a curated record. Bases 333 to 5771 code for a protein of 1812 amino acids. Gene Ontology annotation, molecular function: guanyl-nucleotide exchange factor activity.